Messenger RNA from Heterobilharzia americana, 1464 nucleotides. NCBI's taxonomy places the organism in Eukaryota, Metazoa, Platyhelminthes, Trematoda, Strigeidida, Schistosomatidae. The record is from the annotation of a GenBank genome assembly.
AUGUUCUCGGAGGUUAGAUCGGAGGUAACUGCUUUCGUAGAGCAGAAUCGAAAGCAAAGGGAUGAACGACGUGAUGCUAAGGUUAAAACUGUGUCUGCUAUCGUCAUUCAGAAGCACUGGCGAAGUUUUAUUGAGAGGAAGUGUUUCAUUAAAAGCUUACGCUCAGAAUUUGACUCGAAUUUCUCUGGAGUCACUGAUCUCAAACCUCAACAAUAUAUUCCUGCUGUCCAGCUUCUAAGAUAUAUUAAAUGCUUGAAGUUCAACUAUUGCUCCAAGUCAGACUUUGAGCGCUUACAAUUGCUGAUUCGAUAUUUAGUUAACUCUGUCGAAACUGGUGACCCGAAGGUUUCUUAUGUAUCCCUUGCCUUGAGGAAGACAACCUUAGUUGAUUGGAUAGUCACAACGAAAUGGCUGUUCUCUGUAGCCAUGGGACAUAUGGGUAACAUUGAUCCAUCUGUUCCUAGUGAUUCAAAAGUCCUCAAUAUAUUUUUAUCGUUUAUAUUGAUUCACACGAAUUGUUCUCAGUGGUUGCUGAUUCAAGACGAGAAACUGAAACCUGCAAUGAAUCAGUUAGCUUCAGCUUUCCUUCAACAUCUUGUGCAGGAGCGUUUGUUUGAAAGUUUAAAUGCUGUGUUGCAAAAGGGUUUGGCUAGACACACUCCUUCACUGACGAAAAUUUCGUUAACAGGCAUAUUCACCAUUGCCAUGAGACCAUUGAUACAUGAAAAAUUUCCCCAGAAACUUGUACUUUCGUUUGCGACAAAUAUUUUAACUGUACCUGGAUUUAUACUACAUAUAAAUUCCAUGAUGAAUGAGGCGUAUGAUAUUAUAGUUAGAGAACGACUGUGCUCCAAAAUCAUUCUUACGUUAUAUGCCAUUUCAGAAGAGUUUGAUAAUGUAUUGCCUCAACUAGAGGGAUCAUACAUAUUAUGUCUAAUUGCUAACCUAAUUCAACUCAGUUUGUUAGAAACUGAUAUUUUGGUCUCAAAUUGUACGGAAUUUUGUAUUGUUCUAUCCAAAUUCAUGCAUUAUUUGGGAACUUAUGUGGGCAGUAAGAAAUCGAAUCUUUGCAGUUGGCAUCCGAUUCUGGGCUGGUUCGCUCAGUCACUCGAUAAUUCAUUACAAGAAGCCAUGUCAUUUGUAACCAGUCAAUUAAGACUACUUUGGAAUGGGCGUAUGGUUCGUUUGUUAUUCGCUGACUUAUAUGCACAAGCUGAAUUAAGUUUACCUGAAGCCAAUGGAUUAGAUGUAGGUACGUCUAAUGCAGGCCAUUCAAAUUCCACAAAUUUGAGUUACACAACAACAAACCAGUCUGGUCCUGGAACGCCAUCUAAAGCAGAGAAACUUGCUGUAGCAGGCUUAUUACCACCUUAUCAAGAAUGGGUAGCAAAUCGAAUAACUCUGAUCUCGAUGGCUAUGCGUAUCGUGUUCGUCAUGGUCUUUCAAAUUUUCUACGCCAACUAA